GCCUCGGAGGAGGCGGACCUGUCGCUGCCGGUCGAGGACCGGGAGCCAGACGGCUCGGGCGGCUUCGGCAUCGUCCCGGCGCCCGUGGACGACGCCCACCGGCGGGUGAGCACCAUGAGCACCACGAGCCAGGGGGUCAAGAGGCACAGCACCAAGUCCAACCGCGGCACCCCCGCGGCGCUGCCGAGGCUGGGCCUGGACGCCCCAGCCGCCGAGGGCGCAGCGCCUGCGGGGCGCGAGCCGCCCAGGAAGAGCCUCACGAAGGCGCGCGAGGCGCAGAUGCAGGCGCUGACGGCCACCCCGCUGGACACGGAGGUGGCAGCGGCCUCCUCCGCCGACCGCUUCUCCAGGGUGUUCGCGGAUCGCAGGAGCUCCUUCCGCAGCAACAGCAGCAAGAGCCUCGAGUCCCUGCCGGACCGGCAGUGGAAGCGGACGUUCACCGCCGAUUCCCGCGCGUCCUCGUCGGCGGGCCCGCUGCUGGCGAGGCUGCACGAGGAGGAGGAGGAGGACGCCGCCGGGGGCCCCUCCCAGAGGCCGCACGCGGCGAAGGCGCCCGCCCCCUUCGACCUCACGGAGGACCCGCCCGCCAUAGUCGUGUCCCCGCCGCUGGCCGAGCUCUCGAGCCUGCGGGGCGCUCAGUGCAGCCCGAAGGGGCCCACGGUCAAGCGCGGCAGCCGCGGCGGCGGCGAGCCGGAGGGGAGGCCUCAGUUCUCCCAGUUGGACGAGCCGGUGCUGUACCACAAGGAGAGCCCCAUCAAUUUCGGCACGCUGGCCAAGAGGAGCCCCAGCUCGAGCUCCAGCUCGAGCGGCAGCGGCGGCGAGAACGACGGGGGGGACUCCGACGACUCUGACGGCGAGCUCUGGUGUAGCCGGGGCCAGGGGCAGGUGGAGGUGCCCAUCUGGCUCAUGGAGAAGCUGAAGUCGCGCGGGCCCCCCGGCCUGUCGGCGGAGGAGCGGCGGCUGCUGGACAGCGCGCAGGAGCGCGCCAGCCGCGGCAGCUCCGGCUCCGCCGAGGCCGCCGGCAGCUCGGCUCGCGUCGAGCCGCGCCCCCCGCGCGGCAGCUCCUUCUGCGCGCCCGCGCCCGAGCUGCCGGGCAUCUCGGAGGGCGAGGAGGAGGCGGGAAGCCCCGUGGGCGUGCGCUUCGAGGAGCUGGAGGGCGCAGAGGCCGCGAAGAGGCGCGGCGGGAGCAGCGGGAGGCAGCCGGCCCCGAAGACGUUCGGCAACGCCGGCUCCGCGCGCACAUCGCGCAACGACUUGGCGGCGUCGCAGCGCGCCAGCGUCCGGACCACCACCGCCCCGGUCAAGCCGCAGAACUUCUUCUGGAAGAUACCAAUGCCGUCGCGGAAGAACACCGUGCAGACCGGGGCGGAAAGCCUCGCGCACCUGCCGGAAGAGGACGGCUCGGACGACGAGGGAGGGCGCGACGGCGCGGCCGCCUCCUCCAGCACGGGCCCCGUGCUGCUGGGCUCGAGCACCAGCGCGCCGCCGCGGGGCAGCCUCAUGAGGCACGUCGGCUUCGACGAGGGCGCCGGCGGCGCCGCGCACGCGGCAGCGCGGCGGCCGUCCCAGAGCAGGCCCGGCCAGCAGGGCGCCCAGAGGAAGACCAGCCUGUGCCUGCCCGGCGGCGGGGUUCCGGGCGCCGUCGGGACCCUGGGCCAGCUGCAGCCGCCUCAGAAGCGGCACAGCAGGAACCUCCUGUCGUCCAACUCCGUGGGCAGCCGGGGCAGCAGGCGGCCCAGCGCGCUAGGCGUGUUCUCCGACGGCUUCCGGGCCGGGAGCAGCCAGGGCCUCUACGUGUUGCCGCGCGACCCGUCGGCCAGCGUCGGCCACGAGGAUUCCGAGAUCGUGGAGGUGCGGCGCGAGUCGGUGGUGAUGUCGCCCACCAUGAUGGAGGGCAUCCUCAAGUGCAAGUCCCUAGGCUCGCGCCUCUCGCAGCAGCUCGCCGAGGAGGUGGGCACCCACGGCGGCGAGAUCGUGCUGCCGCUCUUCACGCAGAAGAAGAGCAACCUGCCGCACCAGUGCACGUGCCAGGUGGACCCCCUCACCGGCCACGUGAUACACACCUGCAUGACGCCCAAGUCGACGAGGUGCACCAACACGGAGGUGAUGCAGUCCUACGUGUGCUCCGAGUGGCACUCGAAGGUCGGGACCCGCACGCGCGGCAGCUUCAGCGAGGAGUGCGCCGCGUUCAUGGGGUCGCGGAGGGGCAGCUUCGGAGACGCGCCGGCGGCCGAGCAGCAGCCCUACGACGUGCACCGCAAGCGCAUCCGCAACGAGACGGUGCUGGGGAUGAUGUCACGGGGCCCGGCGCCCGCGAAGCAGAACGUCGAGGACGAUGACGACGACGACUUCGAGAAGCCGGAUGGGGAGGAGAAGGCGGACGGCCCUGUGGGGGACCAGCUGGUGGUCUCCUUCUCGUCGAUCCAGAACUCCCAGAAGGGCUCCCACCGCGAGAGCUUCUGCGGGGACCUCAGGCUGCUCGGGGGCGCCGGCGGCGCCGGCUCGCCUGCGCACGGCGCCGGCGAGCUGGACGGCGCCGCCACGCCGGUGGGCGCCGCGGGCAUGUACGGCGACGCGCAGGUUGAGAGCGAGCUCGGGCACCGCUUCGACCUGCUCGAGCCGGAGGCGCUGGGAGCGAUGUUGCUCGACGUUGAAGGACGGGAGCGGCUUCUGAUAGUCGACGUCCGCGGGCGAGACUGGGUCGGCGGGCACAUACCUUCGAGCAUCAAUUUGAGGACUUCCGAGGUCACGACGCACCCCGAGUCCCUCCUUGCGCAGUGCCGACAGAACCGGAUCCAGACCGUGAUCUUCACCUGCAUGUAUUCGGUGCUCCGCGCCCGCAAGUGCGCCACCGCCCUGGAGCAGGUGCAGAACGAGGAGCAGAAAUCGGGCCACGCGCCGUACCGGCUGCGGGUGUACCUGCUGCGGGGUGGCAUGCACGCGUGGGUGAACCAUUACGUCGGCGCGGAGCUCAUUGCCGCGGACCCGCCCGAGCAGUUCCUGGUGAACUUCCAGCCGGAGAUGUGGAGCGAUGGCGGGCCGUCGCAGGGCGGACUCGUGCACGUCAUGGACGCCCUCUGGUCUUCCGGCGGCCAGAAGGCGCUCACGGACGCGCUGACGCAGGAGUUGUCGGCCUUGGCCGCCAUGGCCAGCCGCGACAACAGCAGCCACACCAGCACCAUCCACAACUCGCGGCGCCCCAGCGAGAACGACCCGGCCGCCUGA
Molecule: messenger RNA, 3225 nt
Organism: Prorocentrum cordatum
Lineage: Eukaryota; Dinophyceae; Prorocentrales; Prorocentraceae
Source: the annotation of a GenBank genome assembly